AUGUCUUUCGCAAAGGUCUUGAAACUGCAAGCUACAUUUACUGGUGUUGGUCGAGAGAAGAAAGUUCUCAAAGAGGAAAAUGAUUCUUUGAAGUCUCAUUUUGAGAAAUUGCUGUCGUCUUUCAAAGUCAUUGAUUCAAAAGCGGAUCGUUCUAGUCUUAGUCUGCCGCCGGAUGCUGAUAGGAAGCCAUUGGAAGUCGGUUAUGAUCUCAAGCGCUCAACAGUGGUCGCGGGCGUUCCGGAAAGCCAACUACCUGGUUCCGUGGAUCAUGCUCGUCAUGACCUUCAAUGCGUCAUGCGUCUCGACUCUUCUUAA
Molecule: messenger RNA, 315 nt
Organism: Haemonchus placei
Lineage: Eukaryota; Metazoa; Nematoda; Chromadorea; Rhabditida; Trichostrongylidae
Source: the annotation of a GenBank genome assembly